AAAAAAUUAUGGGUGGAAUAAACAAACUUACAGGCCCAAUUCCCAAAUCAUUGUCAAAUUGUUCUGCACUUGAGGUGCUUGAUUUUGCUGGAAAUGGUCUUACUGGGAUGGUUCCUGAAACAUUAGGAAGCUUGCCAAACCUGUAUCACAUUAGUUUUGAUGCCAAUAGACUGGGACAUGGAAAAGCUGGUGACCUGAAUUUUCUCAAGUCUUUGCCUAAUUGUACUGUUCUACAGGUGUUGGCUCUGGCUGGCAAUCAUUUUGGAGGAGAGCUGCCUGAAUCCAUAGCUAACCUUUCGGCUUAUAUGAGCAUAUUUAGUCUUGGGGGUAAUUUCAUACAUGGAAAUAUUCCAAAUGGGAUCGAAAAUCUUGUUAACUUGAACGUUCUAAGUUUGGAAAAUAACCAGUUAGAGGGCAGUGUCCCUGAAGUAAUAGGGAAUCUUCGCAAUUUAGAGGGAUUGUACUUGAGUGGAAAUAAGUUUUCUGGGUCAGUACCACUUUCCUUGGGUAACUUGACUUCAUUGACCAUUCUCUCUUUGGAGAAGAACAUGUUUGAGGGAAGCAUACCUCAAACCCUCGGAAACUGCACAAAUCUGAUUACCCUUAGCCUUUCUAGAAACAAUCUCAGCGGUACCAUUCCUAGAAAGGUCAUUGGCCUUUCUUCCCUUUCAAUUUUCAUGUCAUUGUCCAACAAUUUUUUGACUGGUACCUUACCAUCUGAAGUGGGUCGCUUGAAAAAUCUUGGGGAGUUGGAUUUAUCAGAAAACAAGUUAUCAGGUGAAUUGCCUAGUAAUCUUGGACAAUGUGUCAGUAUGGAAGGACUGCAUUUGGAGGGCAAUGAAUUUGAUGGUACAAUUCCUCAGGCUCUGGAAAGUCUAAGAGGUUUGGAAGAAAUGGAUCUUUCCCGUAAUAACUUAUCUGGGUUGAUUCCAAAAUUUCUCGGUGAACUUUCAAGUCUUAAGGUUCUCAAUCUUUCUUAUAAUAACUUUGAAGGUGAAUUGCCAAGAAAAGGGGUUUUUUCAAAUGCUGCUAGAGUUUCAGUCAUUGGAAAUGAUAAGCUCUGUGGUGGCAUCCCAAAACUGCUUUUACCUCCAUGCCCCAAGGAAAAGAGCAAUUCAACAAGAAAAAUAUUUUCUGGGAAGGUGGUAAUCCCAGUUACUUGUGUUGCUAUAUUGUUAGCAGUUAUAUUGAGCUUUUUGGUUGGCUUUUCCAAAUGGAGGCCUGUUACUAAAUCUUCUACUGAGGAUUGGCAACCAGAUAUGUCUUAUUCAGAUCUUUUUCAACCCACAGAUGGGUUCUCUGAGAACAAUCUGAUCGGUUCGGGCAGUUUUGGUUCCGUAUAUAAAGGAAUUCUUCCUGGAGAUAACAAAAGAAUCGCAAUUAAGGUAUUAAACCUUCAGCAACAAGGAGCUUCCAAGAGCUUCCUUGACGAGUGCAAUGCUUUGAGAAGCAUAAGACAUCGUAAUCUUCUUAAAAUCAUUACUGCCUGCUCAAGCAUUGACCAUCAAGGGAAUGACUUCAAAAGUCUGGUUUUCGAGUUCAUGGCAAAUGGAAGUUUGGACCAGUGGCUGCAUCCAAGAGACAAUGAAGAACGCCAGAAUAAGAGAUUGAGCCUUAUUCAGAGACUGAACAUAGCCAUUGAUGUUGCUUCUGCUUUGGGUUAUCUCCAUCACGAUUGUGAAACACCUAUAGUUCAUUGUGAUCUAAAGCCAAGUAAUGCUCUUCUUGAUGAAGAUAUGGUUGCCCAUUUUGGUGACUUUGGACUAGCAAAAAUUCUCUUUGAAGCAUCUGAUAUUCCUACAGAAGACCAAACAAUGUCAGUUGCACUCAGGGGCUCUAUAGGGUACAUUCCUCCAGAAUAUGGCAUGGGAGCCCAAGUUUCCAUACAAGGAGAUAGUUAUAGCUACGGGAUACUCUUGCUAGAGUUGUUCACAGGAAAAAGACCUACUGAUGAUAUGUUCAAAGAUGGUAUGAGCAUUCACCAGUUCGUGGCAGUUGCUUUGCCUAAUCAUGUCAUGGAUAUAGUAGAUCCUUCAUUGCUCUUUGAAGAUGAUGAAUAUGAGGAAAAUGGAAAUGACAUUGAAGAGAUAGCAAUGAACAAUGUCAAUCCCAGAGUCAAUGUUGGAAGAAGAACAAAUGAUUGUUUGGUCUCAGUAAUGCAAAUUGGACUCAUGUGCUCCAGACUCUCACCAGGAGAGCGGAUGCUUAUGCACACAGUUGUCAACAAAAUGCAAGCAAUUAGAGAAUCAUAUCUCAAAUGCAAGAGGAGUAAGAAUAUGAAAAGGUUUUAGAUUUUACCUUAUCACAAUUUCUUCUUCUCUACUCGAUAAGGUUUCUGAAUUUGUAUGUAAUAAAUAAUAGUUGGAUCUUCUAAGCACUCUUUCAGUUAGCUUGUUAUACCACAUUCAUCUAUACUAUUUUGUCUUGAAAUAAGUAUGUGGAAAACGGGGGAUAUCUGUUUUUUAGUCCUUAGUCAGUUGCAACUUGAUAGU
This is a messenger RNA of Ziziphus jujuba (common jujube), 2492 nucleotides long. Its product is annotated as probable LRR receptor-like serine/threonine-protein kinase At3g47570. Lineage: Eukaryota; Viridiplantae; Streptophyta; Magnoliopsida; Rosales; Rhamnaceae. The transcript is spliced from 2 exons. The record is from RefSeq and is a predicted model, not a curated record. Gene Ontology annotation, biological process: protein phosphorylation. Gene Ontology annotation, molecular function: protein kinase activity; ATP binding; protein binding. Bases 9 to 2291 code for a protein of 760 amino acids.